GGAGUCAGUUUGAAUGGACUGUGAGUUACACUUCUACUGAGAUCUGUGCCUUCAGAGGAUCAACAGUGGACAUUAACUCUACCUACACAUACCGAUCCAGGUGGAAUAACCUUGUUACUACAGUUCAGGAAACUUUCUGGUUCAUUAAAGAGAGUAAUGGGAUUCCCGUUGAUCUAAUGACUGAUCUGGAGUAUUCAGGUCGUGUGGAGAAUCUCUGUCGAAACAACAAGUGCACUCUGAGAAUCUCUAACCUGAGAGAGAGCGACUCAGCUGUGUACAAGUUCAGGUUCACAACAAACCAACCUAUUGGGAGUUUAACUGGUUCAACUGGAAUCACUCUGUCUGUCACUGGUAACAUUUACAUCAGAGUAAGUUUGAAAUGUUAACGUGUAUGUUGAAAUAAAAUCACAUGUUUGUUCACAGCCCCUCAGCUCCAGGUACAUGUGAGGAGAUCAACAGCCAAUCCAUCUCCUACCUGGACAGAGCUGACCUGUCACAGCAGGUGUCAGCUCCCUGAUCAUCUUUCCUACGUUUGGUACAAUAACAAUAAACCUGUUGGACGAAAAAAAUACUUUCACCUCCGACACUUUGAUGCUGAAGACAGAUAUCACUGUGCUAUAGAAGGACAGGAGCGUUUCCCUUCUCCUACACUGUAUGCUCCAAAGCCUCCCUCUGUGUCAGUGAGUCCCUCUGGUGAGAUCAUGGAGGGCAGCUCGGUGACUCUGACCUGCAGCAGUGAUGCUAACCCAGCAGCUAACUACACCUGGUACAAGGAGGACAAGGACUCACCAACAGCAUCAGGACAAAACUUCACCAUCACUAAUAUCACAGCUGAACAUGGUGGAAAGUAUCAGUGUGAGGCCCAGAACACACACGGACGUAGUUACACCACCUUACAUCUGACUGUUGGAGCAGGGAAGUCAGUGAUAAUCAUGAAUACCAUCAGGCUGACUCUGAUGGUCGUGCUGGUUCCAGUGCUGGUCUGGACUCUGUGGACGAGGAUGAAGAAAACUCUGAGCUUGAAAUCAGAAGUGAAUGAAGCUGUGGAGAUGAUGGAGUUAGACAACUGUCCUGAGUAUGAGAACGAUGGUGGUGCAGCACAGACAGAAGACACAGAGGAGCAGGAAGACCUGGUGUGAAGCAUCAGGU
Molecule: messenger RNA, 1149 nt
Organism: Pleuronectes platessa (European plaice)
Lineage: Eukaryota; Metazoa; Chordata; Actinopteri; Pleuronectiformes; Pleuronectidae
Product: sialic acid-binding Ig-like lectin 14
Exons: 5
Coding region: 702-1139 (145 amino acids)
Source: RefSeq, a predicted model, not a curated record